UGAAGAGGAUGUGGUUGAGUCUCCAGUUUUGGAUGAACCAUGGAGGGAACUGCGCUGGGGAGAAAACCAGAUGAACCUUAAAUAUGUGCAGAAAUACAAACCUGCACAAGAUGACAUCAUGUACCUACGAGUCCUCCUGUAUGGACCCGUUGGAGCUGGAAAGUCCAGUUUCAUCAACUCUGUCAGUAACGUCCUCAGAGGMCGGAUGACGAUUCCUGCUUUGGCCAGCGCGACCACGUCUGAUAAAAGCUUCACCAAAAAGUAUGAGACUCAUAAGUUCAUUAAAGGACGAGGAAGCUCAAAGACAUUUUAUCCUGUGGUCUUCAACGACAUCAUGGGACUGGAAGACGGAACCAACAGGGGAGUUCAUGCUGACGACAUCAAACUGGCUUUGAGAGGACAUGUGAGGGAAGGCCACAAGUUCAACCCAGUUGCUCCUCUAACUCAGGAUGACCCAGGCUACAACCCGACUCCCUUUGCUGAUGACAAAGUUCAUGUCCUGGUCUGUGUGAUGUCAGCCAACACUCCACAGAUGAAAUCAUCAGUUCUGGAGAAGAUGAAGAGCAUCAGAGAAACAGCCAGUGACCUGGGAAUUCCUCAAAUGGCCAUGAUGACACACAUCGAUGAAGCCUGCGGUGAAACUGAAAGAGACUUGAGGAAUGUCUACAAGAGCAAGCAUCUGAGAAAAAAGAUGAAAGACUUCAGCUCAGCAGUGGGAAUCCCCAUGAACUGCAUCUUCCCUGUGAAGAACUACAGUGAAGAAAUCGACAUGAAUGAUGAUAUUGAUGCUCUGGUCCUGAGCGCUCUGAGRAAUAUGAUCAACUUUGGAGACGACUUCAUUGAGAGGAUUUAAACUGAGAACUUUAAUUUUAGUAUCCAGUUUUGGAGACAAGAGGCAA
Messenger RNA from Poecilia reticulata (guppy), 899 nucleotides. Its product is annotated as interferon-induced protein 44-like. The record is from RefSeq and is a predicted model, not a curated record. Gene Ontology annotation, biological process: immune response. Lineage: Eukaryota; Metazoa; Chordata; Actinopteri; Cyprinodontiformes; Poeciliidae.